GAGUCGCGCGAGGUCGAGUCAGACUGAGAAAGACCACCACGGACAACCCCAAGAAAGACACCAACCUCAUUGGCCACAAUCUGCAGCGAGAAAGCCCCAGAUUGAAUGGCAACAGAAAUGAAGGACACGAAGGGAGGCGAGGUGCAAAUAGAUAUGGAGGCGGCGAGGAGAUACUUGGAGAAGGAAGGUGAAACCGCAGCCUCCAUGGACUCGCUGCCUGAUAAGUUCUUUGAGCCUUUUAUCAUGAAAGGCAUUAAAGUUGAUCGCAUUGAACGCGGCACAAUUGUCUGCUCCUUCAAAGUACCCCCACGGUUGCUGAAUGGGGGCGGUUUCCUGCACGGUGGAGCUACGGCAACCCUUGUGGAUUUGGUUGGGUCAGCUGUAAUCUAUACUGUUGGAGCUCCCACUGUUGGAGUGUCUGUGGAGAUCAAUAUUUCGUACUUGGAUUCUGCUUAUGCUGGGGAGGAUGUUGAGAUUGAGGCCAAGGCUUUGAGGGUUGGGAAAGCAGUGGCUGUUGUUAGUAUUGAGUUCAGGAAGAAGAAGACGGGGAAGAUUAUUGCUCAGGGGCGCCAUACCAAGUACCUUGCCCUCGCUAGCAAAUUGUGAGCAACUUAGGAAUUCAUGGAUUCAAAACAUAAUUCAGUCAGAGUAUGUAAAUUGAACUGAAAGCAAUGUUCAUUUAAACUGCUCCUUGCUUUGUACUAAACAGCUUCGAAUCAAAUCAAUAAUAAAGUUACGGUAUAAAAU
Messenger RNA from Fragaria vesca subsp. vesca, 747 nucleotides. RefSeq names its product acyl-coenzyme A thioesterase 13-like. Lineage: Eukaryota; Viridiplantae; Streptophyta; Magnoliopsida; Rosales; Rosaceae. The record is from RefSeq and is a predicted model, not a curated record. The transcript is spliced from 2 exons. Gene Ontology annotation, molecular function: fatty acyl-CoA hydrolase activity. The coding region runs from base 106 to 606 and encodes 166 amino acids.